Cryptotermes secundus is the source of this 2182-nucleotide messenger RNA. Its product is annotated as probable glutamate receptor. Gene Ontology annotation, cellular component: membrane. The record is from RefSeq and is a predicted model, not a curated record. The transcript is spliced from 8 exons. Gene Ontology annotation, molecular function: glutamate-gated receptor activity. NCBI's taxonomy places the organism in Eukaryota, Metazoa, Arthropoda, Insecta, Blattodea, Kalotermitidae. Bases 85 to 1680 code for a protein of 531 amino acids.
UCUCAGUUUGAUCAUUUCUUUACGGACAUCAACAUUCCUUUCGACUGCGAGUUUCUUGUUGUGCACAAGGAAUUCGGCGGCCACAUGGUGGUGGCAGAAGUGUACCGAAUUAGUCCCAAACUUCCCCUUCAGACACGUCGACUGGGCGACUUGCAUUAUCAGAACUUGUACGAACGCAGAAACAAUCUUCAUGGACUUGCCUUCCGAUCUGCUGUCAUCGAAUCUACCAAUCUGCUGUACAUAACAGAAAUGCAGCACAACACGAUCCUGAAAAUCGGCGGGUUCUUUGGAGAAGUGUGGAACGCUUUGCAGAUGCGUCUUAACUUUUCGUCCCAAUUCGUAAAGGCUCCCCAGAACUCAUGGGGUGUGGAGUUACCCAACCAUACCUGGGACGGGGUGAUGGGCUCUAUGGUGCGGGGUGAGGCCAACUUCUCCUCUAUUGGCCUCGCGGCCACCCGUGCACGGAGAAGGGCCAUAGAUUUUCUCACGCCACUUGUGGAAUUAAGGACAGCGGUCUACAUCAGGAAGCCAGGUAUUUCAACAAACUGGAACAACUUUCUGGACCCCUUCAGCAGUCUGCUCUGGGGGACUAUCCUGCUGACUAUACUGAUCCUAUCAGCCUGCCUCUCGGCAGCGUGGCGUCUCGUCACGCGGACGUCCAAUUUGCCGCUGUGGUACAUCGUGUCCGAGUCCGUAUUCCGCAUAUUCGGGAAUUUUUGUAACCAAGGUCAUGACAUGAAUAUGAAUUCGUCGGCCUGCCGUAUGAUAAUUAUGACGUCAUACGUGACGACAACAGUGUUACUGGCAGCCUACUCAGCGGCGCUUGUAUCGUUCAUGACGGUCCAGGACUUCAAACUUCCGUUCUCGUCCUUCCAGGAGCUGCUGCAACUCAGGCACUACCGGCUUGGGACACUGGCAGGGAGCGCUCAGAUAAGCUACUUCGAACAAUCACAGGACGCUCUCAUGAGAGAGAUGUACAGACGGAAGAUACAGCCGGAAGUGGACCGCCUGCCGCGCGGCGUGUACGAAGGCCUGACGACGCUGUGCACAAGGCACCGGUAUGCUUACUUUGCUUCAGUGCCGGACGCCGAGAUGAUGAAAGCGUCGCUGCCUUGCGCCGUGGUGCAUGUUCCAGGCACUGCUAUUCGCUCCUACCUCAGCUUUGCCAUCUCGAAACGGAGCCCAUACAAGGGAGUCCUCGAACACUAUUCCAUGAGGCUCGCAAGUAACGGCGUCAUAAAGCGACUUUACAGACAGCAAUAUUCGGCGAGGCCUUUUGGCAACGACGCCAGUUCCCAGCAGAUAGACAUCCAGGCGGCUUCACCCCUCCUCGCGGUGCUGGGCGCGGGUAUGCUGCUGUCCGUACUGCUCCUUGCAGGAGAGCUAACCGUGAGCCGCCUCUCCGUCACGGCUCAUACAGGACGGUACAGCGAAACGGUUCCGUCACCAAAGGGUCGACAUAUUCAAAAGGGAUACGAGAGACGUCCGCUAAAGAAAGGAAAGGGACUGAAGUUCUGUAACCAGCGUCAGGACGAGGCUAUGGAAACAUCGGCAUUCAGGACAUGCCACCGAUGUCUGCAGCCGCAGCAGAGGAAGUUGUUACAGCACACGGAAAUGACGUCACGUACUACACUGUUAUAUGACAGGGGAGGAGAAUACACCGAGCAGAUGAAAUUGUGAAGUAAAAACAAAAAAUGCAUGUUUAUUAAUGUCAACGAUAGGUCAGACAGUGUUGCGUCACCAUCGCUCACCAGACACCAAACAAGCAGUAAAGCUAUUGACUAGCAUUUGGAAGGUUCCCUGCAUGCCAACUACCCCAGAUGACCAGUGUUUUCCUCAGUCCACCUAUAGAAAUGUCACGAUAGUACCUAAAUUAGGUUAUAACCCUUACCUUUCAAAUCCCUUCCAAUUCAUCAUUCAUUAACUAACCUACCAUUCGACGCGAUAAAGUCUGAGCGUGUUAAUUACGUCAUUAAACGAUGCCGUCACUAUCGAGUUUAUGUAGUGUAGAUGGUAGGAUUAACAGUUAGUGGAACGAGAACUGGCAGGGGAAACCGAAGUAUCCGGGAAUAAUCCAUUCCAAAGCCACUCUGACACCCACAAAUCCCAUAUGCCCCGGCCUAGGAUCGAGUCCGUGCCUUUACUAAUAUGGGACGUAUACAUUUAAAUGCACGCUACAGUU